CUCCUCCUCCUCCUCUUUCCUUUUAUCUCCAGCAGCUUCGCUCUCCAUCUUCGGAACCCCCCACCCUUUCGAAUAGCUGCUGUGUCUUCUUUCUCCUCCCCUCACAAUGGCGGGUGUGUUCAAGAACGUGUUUGGUGGCUCCGAGCCAUCAGCACUACCCAAGGUCGAGGAUGACUUUGCGGACUUUGUUGAGGCGCCGAAUCCCUCGCCUGUGUCCAUUGUCGCUUCGGCGUCGACUCCCAUAACUGCGGCGGCGGGCACCGUGGGCGCCAGCGGCGUCCCCUAUACGAAAUGGUACCGGGUGUGGGAGCGCACGUCGCCCAAGGAUUUCAUGCAGGAGGCGACGAUUAUGCCGUUUAUCCUGGUGAUCCUGCUGUUCCACUUUUGGGGCACUCGCAAAAACCGCCGCCAGGCGAGGGAAUGGGCCAAGCACCAUGCGCCCCUGCUGCGCAACGAGUUCGCCGUCGUCGGGUUCGAUGGCAUCCGGAGGUCGGCCGAGGCGUCGGAGCUGGCGGCGCCCGAGUCGAUUCUCAAGGAAAAGACUGCACAGGAGUUUGCUACCUAUGCGACCGGCCGCCAGAAUGUCGCCUUCCUGGACGUCUCGAUCCAGCUACCUAAGCGCUACAACCCGGUUACCUACUUUAUGGAGUAUGUGUUCAGCUUCUUCUUCGAGAGCUGGGCGCCCCCGGCCGAACGUAUGGAAGCAGUUGCCUACUCAUUUGAUGGCAAGGAGAAAGAUCUGGUGCCUGUACCGGGGGGUGACUCUUCAUCGCUCAAGGUCGCCAGCUCGACGCACGACGGAUUUGUCUGGGCUGUUGUUCACAAGAGCCAGAUGCAGAAGUUCCGCCAGGACCGCUACGAUGCCUCCAUGACCACAACCAAGGACAACGCCAAGCUGCCCUCCUGGGUGACCGUGAUGUCGGAGAGCGCCGAGAUUACUGACAUGAUCCUCACUCCGGAGCUGAUCGGCGCCAUCGAGCUGGCAGGGAACUCUCUGGAAUAUCUGAUCAUCACUGACCAACCCCUUGACAAGCCUAUGAAGAUCGAGGAAACCACCCCGAGAAAGCGUAUCCAGCUCUCUCUGUCGCUGCCCUCCGGCCAUGAUUACGCCUCCACCAUCCCCCUAUUCACCCAGUUCGUCCGUUUGACAGAUCGCCUCGUCGCAUCUGCCCACUUCCGGCCCGAGGUCACCCGCAAGCUCCGCAACGCCCGCGAAGAGGAGAUCAAGAAGCUGCGCCGUGCUGAAGAGGAGGAAAAGGCCGAAGAGCGCAAGCUCGCGGUUGAGAAGAUCAAGAAAGAAGAGCGUGAACGCAUCCUCCGUGGCAUGACUGCCGAGGAGCAGCGCAAGUACCUGGAACGCGAGAGUCAGAAAGAGCAGAGACGCUCCAUGAAGAGGUAUACCAAGAAAGCCUAGUCUGUGACUUGCUUUGAUUCAUCGUCGCUACUGUCUUCUUCUCUAUUAUUCCAUUUUGUUAUGGCUCCCCCUCCUCACGUCCAAAGCUCGUGACCCUUGGGGAAAGAAAGGGCAGCUGAGCGAAAAGCGACUUCGAUUUUGCACCCAUUUACGGUCUUAUAUCAGAUGUAACCAUAUAACCACUGUGUUUCAUGUAUGGAUUGGCGGGGUGGAUGG
This is a messenger RNA of Penicilliopsis zonata CBS 506.65, 1630 nucleotides long. RefSeq lists its product as hypothetical. Gene Ontology annotation, biological process: endoplasmic reticulum calcium ion homeostasis. Gene Ontology annotation, cellular component: endoplasmic reticulum. Lineage: Eukaryota; Fungi; Ascomycota; Eurotiomycetes; Eurotiales; Aspergillaceae. The transcript is spliced from 3 exons. The record is from RefSeq and is a predicted model, not a curated record. Gene Ontology annotation, molecular function: calcium ion binding. Bases 107 to 1414 code for a protein of 435 amino acids.